AUGUCAUCGACAUAUUAUCAUGGGAUCAACAAUGCGAUCCAAAUAGGCAAUAACUACGGCCCAAAUUCGGCUGAUUUCCACCCGUCCAAGCGACCCAAGACCUCCCACCAUGACGGUUCGCCUGCCUCACGACACGAUCAGUACACCAUCGCCUGGAUCUGCGCGCUGCACAUAGAGAUGGCAGCAGCCCAGGCCAUGCUGGACGAUUUCCACGAAGCCCUGCCUACCCCUACGGAAGAUAGAAACACCUACGUAUUAGGCAACAUGAAUCAACACAAUGUCGUUAUUGCGUGUUUACCAACAGAACAAUAUGGAACAAACAAUGCAGCAAUCGUUAUGACGAACAUGAAACGGACUUUCCCGGCGAUCCGUGCAUGUUUGAUGGUCGGGAUUGGCGGUGGUGUGCCAAGCAAGGCUGAUGUGCGUCUGGGUGAUAUUGUCGUCGGAACAAGGGUAAUGCAGUGUGAUCUUGGAAAGGUCCUUGGAGACGGACAGCUCCAGCGAACGGCGAUACCUAAAAUUCCCCAUCAACUGCUUGGUACGGCUGUGUCUACCGUCCGUUCUAAGCACGAACUAGGCCCUAGCCGAGUCCUAUCUAUCUUAGAACAGAAGCUAGAAGGACAACCCGCAUAUGGUCGCCCGGUUCUACCAGAUCGUCUGUUCCCUGCGACUUACGAUCAUGAAUCUUUAAGUGGUAGCUGUGACGGAUGCGACCCUUCAAAGCUAGUACCACGAAGCAGACGAGUCUCGAACGAAAUAGUGAUCCAUUAUGGUGCGAUUGCCUCAGGGAACCAAGUCAUGAGGGACGGCAUUACCCGGGACAACAUUGCUCGACAGCUAGACGUCAUAUGUUUUGAGAUGGAAACUGCCGGUCUAAUGGACAUCCUCCCAUGUCUCCCAAUUCGGGGAAUCUGCGACUACUCGGACUCUCACAAGAACAAAGAAUGGCAAAGAUAUGCUGCAGCAACCGCGGCUGCAUACGCAAGGGAGUUGCUUGAGGAGUUACCUGUGACUAAAAUGCAUACAAGCAUUGUCUCCACGGUGGAUCCCUACCAAUUUUCAUCACACGAACACCGGCAGCGCUUGUUAAACUCCUUCAAGUUCGAGCAAAUGGACUCCCGAAAAACGACCAUCAAACAAGAACAGAAAAAAAACGUGCCGCUGGUUUUUCAGCCAUCCUUUGGCAAGCCCGGUGCUGGCAAGUCGACAAUCAUGAAAUUCGCAUACUCCAACACGAAGGGCAAGGCCCGUCACAAGCAUGCUAUCACUGCUUGCUUCUUCUUUAACGCUCGAGGCGCUCGCUUGGAAAGAACGAUGUCAGGGAUGUAUCGAUCAUUACUACUUCAACUGCUUGAAGGGUACCCCGACCUCCAGGUUGUUUUAGACGACUCCAAUCUGAUUCCCCAAAAUCAAAAUGGUUGCCCUUCCUUGAAUGUUCUCAAGGAUCUAUUUGCCAAUGCGGUUUGCACCCUUGGUCAACGCUCCCUUACCUGCUUCGUCGAUGCUCUCGAUGAAUGUGAUGAACAACAAGUGGUGGACAUGGUCCAGUAUUUUGAAGACCUGGCCGAAGAAUCUACGGCUAAAGGCGUCCCGUUCCGAAUCUGCUUUUCGAGUCGACACUAUCCUUACAUCUUCAUUCAACGGGGUCUCCGACUUACACUCGAGGAUCAAUCAGGUCAUACGGAAGACUUGGCAACCUACGUCACAAAGCGCCUCAUAAUCAAAGAACCUACGCUUGUCGAAGAGCUGCAACCACAAAUUCUUAGUAAGGCUGCUGGCGUUUUCAUGUGGGUCGUCUUGGUUGUCGAUAUUCUCAACAAGGAGUAUCGACGAGGCGGAAUGGCUCUAAGAAUGAGACUCGCGGACAUACCCAGUGACCUUACUGAACUUUUCAAAGAUAUCUUGAAACGUGACAAUGAGAAUAUGGAAGCUCUCCAGCUUUGCAUCCUCUGGAUUUUGUACGCAAAAAGUCCAUUGCGGCCGCAGGAGUUCUAUCAUGCUCUCUGGUCUGGUUUGUCUUUAAAAGGUUUAGUCGAUAGCCAGAUUCCAGAUGUCACCGUCCUAGAAACUGGUGCUGGAGUUGACACGGUUACGAGAUAUGUCAUUAGCUCCUCAAAAGGACUUGCAGAGACCACCAAAUCUAGGCAGCCCACAGUUCAAUUCAUCCAUGAAUCUGUCCGAGACUUCCUCAUCAAGGACAAGGGUCUGUAUGAAUUAUGGCCAGAGCUCAGAUUUGACAGCGAGAGCCUAGGCCAUGAGAAACUCAAGCAAUGCUGCAACAUCUACACCAAUCAUACCUUGACCUGUGCGUUUAUCAACAGGCUGCUAUCAGAAUCUACCUCCGACGACCGGAACGAAAUCUUAACCGAGUACCCGUUCUUGGAGUAUGCCACUCAAAAUAUCCUCUACCAUGCCAACGCUGCGGCCAAAGCGGUUCCUCAAGACGAAUUUUUGUCGUGUUUUCCUAUCUCCAGCUGGAUCAACACCAGCAAUCUUUUCGAAAAAUUCAAGGAUCGCCAAUAUACGACUAGCGCGAAUCUGUUUUAUAUACUAGCAGAUAAAGGUUAUCCGGCGCUCAUUCGGGCAAGAUUCAAAGAGGACCCGCAGGUUCAUGUUUAUGGGGAGAGAUACAAGUACCCACUUUUUGCUGGGCUGGCUAAUAGCAACAAAGACGCUGUUGCUGCUCUUUUGAACUCAUCUUCGAGGAUUUCCAAUGGAAUCGACAUCACAGAGGGUCUCAACCACAGGAAAGACUUAAAACAAUAUGAAAGUCGAACACCACUAUCUUGGGCUGCCCAAUAUGGUCGAGCAGGCAUUGUCGAACUACUAUUGCGGACGAAAACGACCUGUGAUGAGGAAGAUAGGGGGGGGGGGCGUACAUCACUCUCACGGGCCUCAUCCAAUGGCCACGAAGCGGUAGCGAGGCUUCUUUUGGACAAUGGAGCUGAUGUCAACACUAGCGACAAAGAUGGACGGACACCGCUUCAAUGGGCACUCAUGUAUGGCCACGAAGCUGUAGCGAGGCUUCUGAUCGAAAACGGAGCUGACGUUAACACCAGCGACAAAGAUGGAUGGACACCGCUACAGAUGGCCUCAUCGGGUGGCUAUGAAGCGGUAGCGAGGCUUCUAAUCGAUAACGGAGCUAACGUUAACACCAGCGAUAAAUAUGGAUGGACACCGCUCGAUAAAGAUGGAUGGACUCCCCUUGAACGGGCCUUUAAAAAUGGUCACGACGCGUUAGCAAGGCUUCUUUUAGAAAAUGGAGCUGACGUCAACACCAGCGACAAAGAUGGACGGACACCGCUACAGAGGGCCUCAUCCAAUGGCCAUGAAGCGGUAGCGAGGCUUCUUAUGGACAAUGGAGCUGACGUCAACACCAGCGACAAAGAUAGACGGACACCGCUACAGAGGGCCUCAUCCAAUGGCUAUGAAGCGGUAGCGAGGCUUCUUAUGGACAAUGGAGCUAACGUCAAUACCAGCGACAAAGAUAGACGGACACCGCUACAGAGGGCCUUAUCCAAUGGCUAUAAAGCGGUAGCGAGGCUUCUUUUAGACAAUGGAGCUGAUGUCAACACUAGCGAUAAAGAUAGACGGACACCGCUACAGAGGGCCUCAUCCAAUGGCUAUAAAGCGGUAGCGAGGCUUCUUUUAGACAAUGGAGCUGAUGUCAACACUAGCGAUAAAGAUAGACGGACACCGCUACAGAGGGCCUCAUCCAAUGGCCAUGAAGCGGUAGCGAGGCUUCUUUUGGACAAUGGAGCUGACGUCAACACCAGGGACAAAGAUGGAUGGACACCGCUCCGAUGGGCCUCACUCAUUGGCCACGAGGCGGUAGCCAGGAUUCUUAUUCAGAACGGAGCUCUAGCGGAGCGGGUAAACUAG
Messenger RNA from Penicillium verrucosum, 3882 nucleotides. RefSeq names its product Pfs, NACHT and Ankyrin domain protein. The transcript has 4 exons. Gene Ontology annotation, molecular function: transcription cis-regulatory region binding; catalytic activity; protein binding. Gene Ontology annotation, cellular component: nucleus. Gene Ontology annotation, biological process: positive regulation of transcription by RNA polymerase II; nucleoside metabolic process. Bases 1 to 3882 code for a protein of 1293 amino acids. The record is from RefSeq and is a predicted model, not a curated record. NCBI's taxonomy places the organism in Eukaryota, Fungi, Ascomycota, Eurotiomycetes, Eurotiales, Aspergillaceae.